Molecule: messenger RNA, 726 nt
Organism: Cercopithifilaria johnstoni
Lineage: Eukaryota; Metazoa; Nematoda; Chromadorea; Rhabditida; Onchocercidae
Source: the annotation of a GenBank genome assembly
AUGAUUCAAUCGAUCGAUUUUCACAUUUCGGUACCAAUUAUCGAACAAGAACUUCCUCUCAGUGAUUCCAUUCUUCUUUGCUUGCCAAAUACUAUGCGCAAAAUUAAACUUGAAAAAUGUCAAAAUAUUACCGCUGAAGGUAUUUGUGAUUAUGUUGAGAGGUACUUCAAUAGUAAUGAGUAUAUUGUUAAACCUCACCAUCGUUCAACGGAAAUGGUUUUCCGGCAAUGCAAACAGCUAACAACUGCAGCAUUUGAAAAAGUUGCGCAACUUCGACAUAUUUAUAUCGAAGGACAGGAUCCGGAUGAUGAAUAUAUCAUGAAUUGGGUCAAACGAAGACAAUACCAUUUACGGCACACCAAUCACAAAAAACUAAUAGCUAUUGAAAUUGAUAGUCAUCAACUUAUCACACGAAGUGGACUUUCAUCAUCGGCAAUAAACGAAGAAUUAACACGGAAUUCGAUGCAUUCUGUACCAUUUAUUAACAUUUGUCACUUACAUUCAUCUACUGCUGAACGAAUUUUAACACCAGCCAUAAAUUCUGCUCGAAUGACCAGAAAAUGGAACCAUGAACAGGAUUGUAUUAUGGUAAGAACGAAUAAACGAUAUCCAAAAGCAUUAAAAGAUUCAUCCAUUUUCUUACAACCAAUUAUUAAAACAGCUAGCAUUAUUCGUAGGGUAAGUUAUAAAAACCACAUUCCUAAUCGUUUUUCAUUUCCACAAUGA